GGACUAUUUCUCAAGAACUAAAGCAACCGACCUCAGAGGCGCAACAGUCUACGCGCACAGAGCAACAUGGUCAAAUGUUUCUUGAUUUGUUCUGAAGUCAAUGCAUUUGAUUGUUGGAUAAUUUAAUAUGAAACGGAAUAAGGUCGUCUAAAGUUUUUCAGGACAAAGAUUUAUGUGCCAGACUAAGUCAAAAUGUUACAAUUAGAACAGUUUUAGCGUGUGUAGUUUUUCUUAUCCGAAUUUUUGCAAUAGGGUACUGUACAAGUAAGCGAAGAAGGACAAAAUGGAGACAUUCACUUUACAUGACAUGCUCAUAAACUCCACCAAUUUGUAUAAGAUAUUAUGCGAUUUUGGAAUAAAAAAUGUCUCAGAGUGCGAAAAUGAAAAUUACACUACUCCAGAGCCGAAAGACAUAGACCAGACGGUACGCAUCUUCCUCUACAGCCUCAUCUUCCUCCUGUGCGUCCUGGGCAACAGCCUCGUCAUCACCGUGCUGGUCCGGAACCGCCGCAUGCGAACCGUCACCAACCUGUUCCUGCUGUCCCUGGCCGCGAGCGACCUGAUGCUCUGCCUCUUCUGCAUCCCCUUCACCCUGAUCCCCAACCUCAUGAAGGACUUUGUCUUUGGGAGUGGCAUCUGUAAGGUGGUCAUGUACUUCAUGGGUGUCUCUGUGACUGUGUCUACAUUUAACCUGGUGGCCAUCUCCCUGGAGCGCUACAGCGCCAUCUGUAACCCGCUGACCUCCCGCACCUGGCAGACCAAGUCCCACGCCGCCAAGGUCAUCUCGGCCACCUGGGUGGUGGCCUUCAUGCUGAUGCUGCCCUAUCCCAUCUCCAGCAAGCUGGUGCCCUUCACCCGCAUCAACAACAGCACCGGCAACAUGUGUCGAUUGGUGUGGCCCAGUGAUGUCAUUCAACAGUCCUGGUACGUGUCACUGUUGCUGCUGCUCUUCCUGAUCCCGGGCAUCGUGAUGAUGACGGCGUAUGGACUCAUCUCCCUGGAGCUCUACAGGGGCAUCAAGGUUGAGACGACCAACCGCAAACCCAGCCGGGAGCGCCAGUCCAGUACGAGCAGCGUCAAACCAGGCGACAGCGAUGGCUGCUACCUCCAGCCCAGCAAGAAGAAGAAGGUGGAGCUCACGCACCAGCAGAGCCUGGUCUCCACCGUCAGCACCGGCAACACCAGCAGCACCGCGUCCAGCACCGAGGCCAAGCUCAGCCGGGUCUGCAGCAACAGCUCCGCCUCCAACCUUCUGGCCAAGAAGCGGGUGGUCCGCAUGCUGCUGGUCAUCGUCUGCCUGUUCUUCCUGUGCUGGAUGCCCAUCUUCGCCGUCAACGCCUGGCGGGCCUUCGACCGGCGCUCGGCCGACCGUCUCCUCUCGGGGACCCCCAUCUCCUUCAUCCACCUGCUGUCCUACACCUCCGCCUGCGUCAACCCCAUCAUCUACUGCUUCAUGAACAAACGUUUCCGCCAGGGGAUCCUCUCCACGUUCGCCUGCUGCACGUGUCUGUCCCGGAGGGGGGGCGCGUUGGAGCGAGGAGGGUUGGGCGGGAUGGGGAGAGGCGGAAGGUGGGGACUGGGGGGGAAGGGGAGGAGCAGGAGCGGGGCGGAGAACGGCCAAGUUGGGCCCGGUGCCAGCAGCACCCGCGUCACCUACAGCAGCGUCCGCGGCUCCGCCCAAGCUUAGUUCCCCCCCCCCUCCCCCCCGCCGCCGACAGCCUGUCGGGAGUGAGUCGCCAUGGAGACAAACAGGUGUUUCCCUCACCGUCUGGCAAGCUUUCCACUCUGAGGCCUCUGCUUUCUCCCCCUUUAUCGUCGCUUCGCCUGGACUCUGGGAGUGGAAAGACGAAGAGCCGAGCUAAGGAACCCGACAGUCU
This is a messenger RNA of Hypomesus transpacificus, 1877 nucleotides long. It is a transcript of the gene cckar, whose product is annotated as cholecystokinin A receptor. The transcript has 5 exons. Gene Ontology annotation, molecular function: neuropeptide receptor activity; gastrin receptor activity. Gene Ontology annotation, cellular component: membrane. Gene Ontology annotation, biological process: neuropeptide signaling pathway. The record is from RefSeq and is a predicted model, not a curated record. The coding region runs from base 284 to 1687 and encodes 467 amino acids. Lineage: Eukaryota; Metazoa; Chordata; Actinopteri; Osmeriformes; Osmeridae.